AUGGAGGUUGACAAAUGGGGUUUCUACCACUGCAACGGCAGCGACCCCAUCGUAGCGUUUGACAAUGGAAACAGCACAUUUCAGCUUGAUCGUCCUGGCCUCUUCUACUUCAUCAGCGGCUCCAACCCCCACUGCACGAGCGGCCAGCGUCUCAUCGUCGAGGUGAUGCAUAUCCACAUGCACCUUCAGCACAAUGCUUCCAUGCCUCCAUCCAUGUCGCCUCUCUCUGCCUCUCCCUCUGCAUCUGCUUCUCCCUCCUCCCUCCACCUCCCCGCCUUCGCUGCGUUUUUUCUUGCUCUUUUCUGCUUCCAACCAUAG
Molecule: messenger RNA, 318 nt
Organism: Thlaspi arvense
Lineage: Eukaryota; Viridiplantae; Streptophyta; Magnoliopsida; Brassicales; Brassicaceae
Source: the annotation of a GenBank genome assembly